Molecule: messenger RNA, 606 nt
Organism: Seminavis robusta
Lineage: Eukaryota; Bacillariophyta; Bacillariophyceae; Naviculales; Naviculaceae
Source: the annotation of a GenBank genome assembly
AUGAAUGACAGCUUUGCUGGAUUUCCCAAGCACGUCUGCAAAUCGGAGGUUUCAACAUUCUCAGGCUUGCCUAAAGUUGGCCAAUACGACAACCUCCUCACGGCUCCACCCUUCAAGUAUCGAGCAAUGGAUGCCGCAACGCAAGUCACCAAUCAAAUCUACAUCGGGCCAUUGUCGGUGGCGAGAGAUCGGAAAGAAUUGAAAAGACUUGAAGUCUCCGCUGUGGUGUGCGCAGCCGCCGAAGGACGAUGCUUCUUCCCUGAUGAGUUCGACUACUGGGAGGCGCCACAACUGGCUGAGCAUUCCUGUGACAUCAUAGAUAUUCUCGAUCUGAUGAAAGACCUGUGGGACUUCUGUGAGCCAAGAUUGCAAAAGGGAGAGAAGCUGUUCUUUCACUGCGUUCAUGGGCGCACCCGGUCUGCCACGAUGCUAGUGUACAUUCUUUCCAAAGGAAGCAAGAAAAGAGUCCUCGAGACGUACGAAAUUAUCCGUGCAAAGCGGGAUGUCUUUAUACCAGAACCAUGGCUUCAGGCAAUGCAAGCCAAGCUAAGUCAGCAUGAAUCGCUACCUAUUCGUGACAGUACUGCAGUCCACCCGUCCUCUUGA